UACCGAAAUGGGGUUGGUGAGUGAUGAUAAUUGCGGGCCGGGGGAUUGUAUCAAUACGGAUAAUAUAGUCGAGAAAGUGAAACAGCUCAUGACGCAGGCGGCGAAUAGCGAGGCAAUGAAUGAGCGGCACGUGGUGGCCGUGCCGUAUCCGGGCAGAGGCCACAUCAACCCUAUGAUGAAUCUGUGCAAGCUGCUCGCGACUUCCAAGCCGGAUCUCCUCAUCACCAUCGUCCUCACGGAGGAGUGGCUCGGCUUGAUCGGCGCCGAGGAGAAGCCGCCGAGCAUCCGCUUCGCCACCAUCCCCAACGUGCUCCCGUCGGAGCUGGAGCGCGCCGCCGACAUGCCCAGUUUCGUCGGGGCGACGCAGACUAAGAUGGGGGAGCCGUUCGAGCGGCUCAUGGACCGCCUCAUCGAGCCCAUCCAUUUAAUAAUUGCGGAUACGUUUUUGCUCUGGGCGGUUGACUUCGGGAACCGGAGGAAUAUUCCGGUGGCGUCGCUCUGGCCGAUGCCGGCUUCCGUCUUCUCGCUGUUUUACCAUUUUGACCUCCUCAAACGCAAUGCUCAUUACCCCUUUCACUUAUCCGAAAGAGGGGAUGAACGAAUAGAUUACGUCCCUGGGAUCGCGUCGAUUCGCCUUGCAGACAUCCCAUCAAUCGCCUCCAUGAAAGAUGAACGUCUUCUUGGUUAUGCCCUUGGAGUUUUCUCCAACAUAUCGAAGGCUCAAUACCUAUUACUUUCUUCUAUCUACGAGCUGGAAUCCCAAGUCAUACAAGCCCUAAACCAAGAAUUCUCAUUUCCAAUAUACACUUUUGGCCCACCUAUACCUUACCUCGAUCUUGAAAAUCUUAUAUCUUUCUCAAACAACCAAAGUGAUCAUCCCCACUACUUUGAGUGGCUGAAUUCCCAGCCACCCUGCUCGGUUUUGUACGUCUCGUUGGGGAGUUUUCUCUCCGUUUCUCGUGCCCAAAUGGACGAGAUCGCGGACGGACUACGGGCGAGUGGCAUGAGGUUCUUGUGGGUGGCUCGUGGGGAGGCGGAGAGGCUGCAAGAACGGUGUGGGGAGGCUGGGAGAGUCGUGCCCUGGUGCGAGCAGCUCAAGGUGCUGUGCCAUCCUUCUGUAGGGGGAUUCUGGACGCACUGUGGGUGGAAUUCGACUAUGGAAUGUAUCAUUAGUGGAGUCCCGAUGAUCUGUUUUCCAAUAAUUAUGGAUCAAACCACGAUCCGGAAACAUGUGGUUGAGGAUUGGAAGAUCGGAGUGGAUGCCCAGAAAGGCUUGGCACUAGGGGAAUUACUCAGGAGCGAGGAAAUUGCUGAGCUUGUGAAGAAAUUCAUGGAUUUAGAGAGCGUCGAGAGGAAAGAGAUGGAUAGAAGAGCGAGAGAGUUUCAAGACGCAACUCGACGAGCGGUUGCAGACGGAGGUUCGUCUGCGGCGAACCUCGCUUCUCUGCUGAAUGACAUCGUGUCGCUCAGACAUGAGGAUUCACAUCGACUCAUGUGAUGUUGAAUGUUGGACACAAUUAGAUGGCCUACUCCGUGCCUUGUUUGUAUUAAUAGGCACAAGAAUAUGUGUUAAUAGGGAAAAAUGCCCCCUUCUUAUAAAAACUUGUAAAAUUGCCCACUUUUGUUUAUGAAAGUGGGCAAUUUUACAAGUUUUUAUAAGGAUGUGGGCAUUUUUGCAAAUGUCCCCAAGAAUAUUGUGCCACAGAGUAUUCAACAUGGAGUAUUUCGACUUUAA
Salvia miltiorrhiza (redroot sage) is the source of this 1735-nucleotide messenger RNA. Its product is annotated as UDP-glycosyltransferase 87A1-like. Gene Ontology annotation, molecular function: UDP-glycosyltransferase activity. The transcript has 2 exons. The record is from RefSeq and is a predicted model, not a curated record. Lineage: Eukaryota; Viridiplantae; Streptophyta; Magnoliopsida; Lamiales; Lamiaceae. Bases 8 to 1498 code for a protein of 496 amino acids.